Molecule: messenger RNA, 2986 nt
Organism: Lingula anatina
Lineage: Eukaryota; Metazoa; Brachiopoda; Lingulata; Lingulida; Lingulidae
Product: glycylpeptide N-tetradecanoyltransferase 2
Biological process (GO): N-terminal peptidyl-glycine N-myristoylation
Cellular component (GO): cytoplasm
Molecular function (GO): glycylpeptide N-tetradecanoyltransferase activity
Source: RefSeq, a predicted model, not a curated record
UGAAACAAUCAUGGCCGACGUCGAUAGUCUGCACGCGACGGAUUCCGAUUUAGAUCAAGAUACUAGCGCUGUAGAUGCAGAUGGAGAAGACGAUGACGUCUCAGAAGAAGGACAUCAUCUGGAGGGACACAGGAAAAAAAGUAAGCAGAAAAUGAAGAGAAGACCAGCAAGGCAAACAGACCCUUCCAGCGGAGACUCAGACAGUCAAAUAAUAGACCCACCACAUAACCAGAAAAAAGUGAAUCCACAUAAGCAGUCAGGAGAUGCCUACCCAGCUGAGGAUCAUAUGCAUGAUAUCCGUGAGGGGAGUUCUCGUGAUGACACAUCGUCAGCAGGGGGAAGUACACCUGCCAGCAAUGCUCCUGCUUCAUCAAGUGCCUCUAAGUCACAGGAGGCAGUGAAGAGUCCACCUCUUCCUGUUGAUAAGCUCCAAGAGAUCCAGCGUGCCAUGCAACUGCUGGGAGUCCCCCAAGGGGCGCCCAAGAACUGGGAAGAGGCGUCAAGAAAAUCCUACCAAUUCUGGGACACACAACCAGUGCCUAAAUUAGGUGACAAAGUGACAGAGAAUAGAGCAAUAGAAGAGGAUCGUCCUGUGGAAGAAAUUCGACAGGAAUGUUACUCUCUACCAGCUGGUUUUACCUGGGAUACCUUAGACAUUACUAGUCCUUCAAUUUUGAAAGAACUGUACACUCUGCUCAAUGAAAACUAUGUUGAAGAUGAUGACAACAUGUUUAGAUUUGACUACUCACCUGAAUUUCUACAAUGGGCACUGCAGCCUCCUGGCUGGCUGAAGGAAUGGCACUGCGGUGUGAGGGUUAUCAAGAGUAAAAAGUUAGUUGGCUUCAUAAGUGCUGUCCCUGCUGAGAUCAAGAUCUAUGGAGUUGACAGGAAGAUGGUGGAAAUCAACUUCCUCUGCGUACACAAGAAGCUGCGCUCUAAACGUGUGGCCCCUGUUCUUAUACGUGAGAUCACGCGGCGUGUGCACAUGCAGGGCCUGUUUCAGGCUGUUUACACAGCGGGAGUGGUGCUACCCAAACCAGUGGGGACCUGCAGAUAUUGGCACAGGUCUUUGAACCCAAGGAAGCUGAUAGAAGUGAAAUUCUCCCAUCUCAGUAGAAAUAUGACCAUGCAGAGGACUCUCAAACUUUAUAAAUUACCUGAUUCUCCAAAAACCAAGGGUUUCAGGCCAUUCACACCAGCAGACGUGGGAGAUGCCUUCAAGCUGAUGGUCAAAUAUUUAACCAGGUUUGACCUUGCCCCUGUGUUCUCAGAGGAAGAAUUUCGCCACUGGUUCAUUCCGCGGACAAAUAUCAUUGACAGUUAUGUUGUGGAGAAUAAUGGUGUAAUCACAGACUUUGUGAGUUUUUACACUCUGCCCUCCACAGUGAUGCACCACUCCUCUCAUAAGUUCCUGAAAGCAGCGUACUCUUUCUACAACGUCAGCACUAAGACCCCGUGGGUGGACCUCAUGCAGGACGCACUCAUUGUGGCCAAAAAUAUGGGAUUUGAUGUGUUCAAUGCCUUGGAUUUGAUGGAGAACAAAGAAUUCCUGGAAAAGCUCAAGUUUGGCAUUGGAGAUGGCAAUCUACAAUAUUAUCUGUAUAACUGGAUGUGCCCUUCAAUGAACUCUGAACAGGUUGGUUUAGUUCUGCAGUGAGGGAUGUCCCCCAGAGAUACUGUGUUAUCUGUCAGAGAGAGAAGAGACAGUGGUCUGCAGGCAUAGCACUGCCCAUGGUGAACAACCUCCUCUACAACCUGAGUGUUGGGGGAAGGAUAAUAACUACACUAACUUAUUCAUCUGAAACUGAUAUUUUGGUUAUUUUAAACAAUCAUGAAAUAUGAAGACUUUUAAAGUAUGUGUUGCAUGCUGAGGAUUGGAGCAGGGACAGUGACUUGGUUGACUUUGCCUUGAAGGUUGAAUAUUUCAUUGAUAAUGUAUUUGACACUGUGGAAGGUGAGAGCCUGAGACGAGUUGCUAUGCAACAGCAAGUUUAACUGAAACACCAUAUCCUCUUGAUGUGCAAAGAAUAGCAUCGAGCUUGGCAGACCUGAAGACUAGGAGAAAGCAUGUGCUCUCAGUCUAAAAGGAUUAUAUUAUUUUCCAUUCAUGAUGAUGUAACCAUGUGAAUAUUAGCUGACUGUUGUUUAUAUUGGUGUUUUUGUAAGAAAAUUAGCAUAUAUUCAGUGGUAGAUGUUUUACCUUUUUCAUUUGCUGUGUUACACUCUAAAUAUUUUGACCCUGUUCAUACAUAAGCAGUUAAAAAAAGAUGGAUAUGCCAAAGCAGAUAAAUAUAAACUAAUAUAAAUCUGUCUGUUGGAUCUUGUCAUUUUUUUACUCAUAAAUGUUCAUGCAGGUUCAGUAAUUGCUUAGAAUAUGGCAACUUUCAAUCAGUGGCAUUGUAUCCUGAAAAUAAUAAAACAAACACUUGACACUUAAUGGUAGUUUAUCAACAACAAAGUUGAGAAUGCAUUAAACAUGAACAGUUAGUCUUUGUUUAGAAGGUACUGGUGUUGGUUAAUAGUGCAAAUAGGCCUUGCAGGAAUCGUAAGCACAGCAGCCUAAACUGAUUUGUCUUCAUUUGUCAGCUUUAUAGGACUAAGACAGACAGACUAACAGACUACAAGCUAGAUAAAUAUCUCACGCUGUCAAACUGAAUGUAAUAUUGGGCAUGCAACUAUGAUUAUAAUUUUUAUGGUUUCUUGUAGUCCCCUUCUCAACCAGAUUACAAAGAUUAGACUUCAGGAUGUUUUUAAUUUUCCUUUUUUUUUUUUACCAUACUUAAGGACGCAAAUACAAAUACUAGCCAUGAUCAUGAACUGACAAUUUCUUUGCAGGGUUUAAAGAUGGAAGGUCCUCUCAGUUUUGUCUUACUCAUCCCACUUCAGAUAUAAAGAUUUUGUUUGUUAAUAAAUGGUCAGAGAUUUGUUACAAAAUAGAAUUUUACAUUAAAAAAAAGAUUAUAGAGAAUAAAAAUCAAAUUUUCUA